Molecule: messenger RNA, 1989 nt
Organism: Guillardia theta CCMP2712
Lineage: Eukaryota; Cryptophyceae; Pyrenomonadales; Geminigeraceae
Exons: 30
Coding region: 1-1989 (662 amino acids)
Biological process (GO): mRNA export from nucleus; regulation of DNA-templated transcription elongation
Cellular component (GO): THO complex part of transcription export complex
Source: RefSeq, a predicted model, not a curated record
AUGCCCACUGUAAAGUUCGACGUUGAUGGCGCCAAAGUAGCCAUCCACAAAGCCGCAGAGUUUGCAGCUACAAAUCCCGAUUCAGCUCCCCAGAAGCUGCAAGAAGAGCUGGCCAAGGCUGGAUGCACCUACGAAAAACCCGAGGAAGGGAAGGGUGCGGAGGGUACCGAGGAGCAGGAGUCCAUCGCGCUCGCCUUCAGGAUGGUGUUGGAGGAUCUCGUUCAGCGAAACAACAAAGAAGGGAAGGAUGCCAUUCAAGAUGCGAAGGCUGGUGGUCAGGUCGUGGGUUUGCUCGAUUUGUCGAUGCAUGCGGCAAUGAGCAACAUGGUACCGAGACAGCUCCCUUUGAUGGCGAUGCACGAACUAUUCGAAGGACAGACUGCUGAACAAUGCAGCAAAGCGUUUUCGUACUUGGAGACGGUAGAUCACACUCGCUUGAAGAGUUCAGCUGAAUUGGUGCAGAGGGUGGAAAAGAUGCGCGACUUGACGGAACAGGGAGAACACAAGUACAGUCAGGCUGCGUUACUCCGUUGUUGCAACACUUUGAUGCAACGGCUGUCCAAGACUUGCGAUCUGCUGUUGUGCGGCCGAGUUCUGAUGUUCCUCGCCCAUGUCCUGCCGCUAUCAGAGAAGUCAGGAGUGAAUCUCAAGGGGGAGUUCAACAAAGCCAAUGUGACUGAAUUUCAAGAGAAUCUCGAAGAUAUCGACUACACCAAGAUGGAGGAUGAAGACAAGGACGAGAGCAAGAUUUAUCUUAAGUCGACAGACGAGAAGCUUGACGGGCAAAUGGAGGUCUCUUUCUCCUUGUACAAGACAUUCUGGGGGCUUCAAAAGUACUUACACGACCCUUCUGCGCUGUUCAGCGGCCCUGAACUUGUGGAUUCGAUGAUUCAGGGCAUGACGCUCGUUCUUGAUUGCUUCUCAUCGUACAGCCUGUCCGACACUGAGGGGAUUGCCGUGGGUCACAGCGCAGACCGAGAAUUUUACUUUCCUGCUUUCUUGACCUCGACGAAGCUGGUCGCCCUGGAGCUUCAAGAUCCGAUCUUCCGCCGACAAGUUCUGGUUCAGUACCUCAUAGUGCUGCAAUACCUGCUCGAUCGUGCUGUCCAUCCUGCGAAGACUCUAGACGUGCUGAGAACUGGUCUUUCAGAGUUUACCAAGAAGCAGAAAGAAGAUCUCAACAAGCUCAUGGACACGACGUUCGAGCUGCUCGGCAACAUUCCUCCCAGCGGGAAGGAGUUCGUGGAGACUCUCAGGAAGAUUCUACAGCGAGAAGCGAACUGGACGAGGUGGAAGAAGAGCAAGGUGGCAGAUGGUGAAGACGUUGCAAUCAAGGUGGGGGAUAAGAGGAAAAGCAUGGAAAAUGCGGGAGCGCUGUGGAAGCGAAGAUUUUUCACCAUGAAGACGAAAGACAACUUUGUCCCCGCUUCCUUUGAGAAUGGCAGUCUGUUAGAAAUCUGCAAGCCGAAGGAGCGAAAGUCCAACUCAAGCGCUGAAGACAUCGCCAACGGGCUGGGAAAUCCCAACUCAACGAAGCUCGAAGAGCGUCUUGCGAUUGUGAGGAUGGAGGCGGACCCGGAGAACUACAUCGAACAAGAGUUCCGCAAGAACAACGUCCCUUGUUGGAGAUGGGUCACGCUGAGAAUGCUUGCUUCUUAUGACAUCAACAUGUUCGACAAGGCAACGGCUGAGAACAAGUACCUCGAGGGUGUGGUCAACCACAUGGACGGGAAGGGAAAGGAGACGCACAAAGACAAGGCGCCUGCCGGAGACGAAGCGAAGGAGGGGGAGCAGAAGGAGGGGGAGCAGAAGGAGGCUGACCAGAAGGAGGGAGGAGAGGUCAAGGAGGCGGGAGAAGUGAAGGAGGCAGGAGAAGUGAAGGAGGCCGGGAGAAAGAAGGAGCAGGGGGAGAACAAGGAGGAGGGAGAGAUCAAAGAGGAAGGAGAGAGCCAGGAAGCAAGCGAGGAUGCUGCCAUGGAGGUAUCAUGA